CUCGUGGUCGAUAAUUAUGGUGCAUUUAACAAAGCUCGCCGCCGCUGCGGUUAAUCGCACUUCUACUAAUGCUCCAUAUAGUGUUGUUGCCAUUAAGAAACUUUUCAAAACUUCCAACUAUGUUCGUAAGGAAUCUCGAGAAAUUAUUUUUACUCCUUCCUGGGCUGUUGGUGCGAAGCGGCGGUCUGACGGUUCAAUCCUUUCAAAAACUUCUGUAAGUGCUGCACCAUAUAUCGGUAAUUUUCAAAAGCGUUUGUCAUCGUCUUCAGCAGUAGUAGAUUCUAGUAAAUCAACUAUAGUACCGGACUUUUCCCAUUAUAAAAAAAAUAGUGGACCAAACACUAGUCGUGCAUUUACUUAUUUAAUGGUUGGCGCAACUGGAGCAUUGACAGCUGCGGGAUCUAAAGCGUUUGUUACUGAUUUUCUUGCAAAUUUAAGUGCAUCCGCUGACGUUUUAGCUAUGGCUAAAGUCGAAGUAGAUUUAGCAAAAAUCCCGGAGGGUAAAAACCUUACCAUUAAAUGGCGUGGUAAACCUAUUUUUAUAAGACAUAGAACUCCUGAUGAAAUUGCCGAAGCAAAUUCUGUACAGCUAUCUGAACUUAGGGAUCCUCAAAGUGAUGCCGAUAGAACAAAAAAACCCGAAUGGUUGGUUAUGCUUGGUGUAUGUACUCAUUUAGGUUGUGUUCCAAUCGGCGAAGCCGGUGAUUAUCAUGGCUGGUAUUGUCCCUGUCACGGCUCUCAUUAUGAUAUAUCAGGUCGAAUUAGAAAAGGUCCCGCUCCUCUUAAUCUUGAAAUCCCGGUGUAUAAUUUUGAAGAAGAAACCAAACUUGUUAUUGGAUAAUUUAAAUGAAAUAUUGGAAGGUCGAAUAUUGCAAUGUGUAUUAUUAUUAAUAAAGUUUUGAAAUUUUAUAUAUAUUUAUUUAUUAAAAAAAUAAAAAUGACGAAUUAGAAUCUCUUAUUUCUUAUUAUCAUUAAUGAAUGGC
This is a messenger RNA of Rhizophagus irregularis DAOM 181602=DAOM 197198, 983 nucleotides long. RefSeq names its product hsp70 nucleotide exchange factor fes1. Gene Ontology annotation, cellular component: membrane. NCBI's taxonomy places the organism in Eukaryota, Fungi, Glomeromycota, Glomeromycetes, Glomerales, Glomeraceae. Gene Ontology annotation, biological process: mitochondrial electron transport, ubiquinol to cytochrome c. Gene Ontology annotation, molecular function: quinol-cytochrome-c reductase activity; 2 iron, 2 sulfur cluster binding. The record is from RefSeq and is a predicted model, not a curated record.